AUGGUGUUUGGAGGUUUUCUAGAGGACCCAACAGUUUAUAUGGCCCGUGACUUUCUGUUGAUGGCCUUCUAUAUGUUUGGAGCCUGCCGUCGAAAUGCAGCCUUCAUGUAUAUUGGAGUAGCAGCAAGAGCUUCUAUAGUUCUGGGACUACAUGUUUCCGGACAGUACAGACAGAUGCCUGCAGAGGACAGAGCUAGAAGGUAUGUUCUUAGCUCCUGGUUGCUGGAGGAAGCUAAUCGAAUCGCAAGGCUACGGAUCGGGAAAAGCAUUCGAGUGCUCGAUCUCGUCUCUAGCUCUAUCUUAGGUAGACCUGGAAGCACAUCAUCACUCCGUACCGAUGACAUUCGUGUAGAUGACUUCGACCAAGAAGCUAGCCAUCGCACUUCGGCCCUCAAUGCUGCAUACGAGGCCUCCUCGGUGCUAGAGGCUAUUGUCCAGAGGCUCACUGAGGGGGAGAAGUUGGACGCUAGUUCUGCCGACCACUUCCUGCAAAUCUGGCGUGAAUGGAGUCAAGCACUGCCGGACAAAUUGCGUCUACGGCCCCGGAAAGAACCCAAUUUGGGAUUGAACCCAGACUACAGGGAAAAUAUGAUUGGGAACAUCCAUGUCGCUUGCACUUACUAUUUCGGCGUCAUCCUUGUGACACGGCAAUCUUUGAUCCAGCACAUUAUGCCACAGAUCCGCGGCAAGCGACCAAGGAAGACGACCCUCCGUCAAGAAACCAAUGAAGAAGGAAAUGAGAAAGUUGCUGAAUUGUCAAGCGUUUGCACUGACGCCGCGACCUACAUGGCACAAAUGUGCUGCGAUGCAGCCGAGGCUGGGAUUCUGUGGGGAAAUAUGUGUAUCUUGAAAGCAUGGCUCUUCGCGGCCGGCCUAGUCUUGGGGUUUUCUCUUCUCGCGGAAGGGCAGACGACUUCAGAAAUUUGCGAUGCCUUCCACGGCGCAUGCCGUCUUCUCGGGUCACUAGGACACUUGAGUCCUCAAGCGGCACAGUACCAUCGUAUUCUCACGAGCUUUUCUGAGGCCAUCGAUGUCUACCGUGAGCGGCUACGGCAUGAGCGGCACGAGUCCCGAACGCCAUUUGUUGAACGGAUAUUGACCCUGGAUCCAAGCAGUGACGCCAAUGGUGAUGUGCAAAACAACCAAGAGUCGGCACCUAUCACCACACUGAAUGGUGAAUCAAGAGUGGGAGAGAACGAGGAUGAGUCCUUCUUGGAAUCACUCUCCGGCUUCUUGAGUCUACGAGAAACAUCUGAUUGGCCUCCACCGUUGGGGAAUGACGAUUUAAUGCUACGCCUUUUUUGGGAAGGAUAUGCCCUCAACUUCACAGACUAUCUCCCACCUGAUGAGACAGUACCGCCUCCUACUUGA
Molecule: messenger RNA, 1371 nt
Organism: Aspergillus oryzae RIB40
Lineage: Eukaryota; Fungi; Ascomycota; Eurotiomycetes; Eurotiales; Aspergillaceae
Product: fungal specific transcription factor domain-containing protein
Exons: 2
Coding region: 1-1371 (456 amino acids)
Biological process (GO): DNA-templated transcription; positive regulation of transcription from RNA polymerase II promoter by galactose
Cellular component (GO): nucleus
Molecular function (GO): DNA-binding transcription factor activity, RNA polymerase II-specific; zinc ion binding; RNA polymerase II cis-regulatory region sequence-specific DNA binding
Source: RefSeq, a predicted model, not a curated record